AUGUAUCAUAGACAAUACCCUACCGCGCGCACUAAUCCUCCGUCCUCUCCUCUCGACGGCUCGUUCUCCCAUUCUGCAUCGCCAUGGUCUACCCCACGGCUGACACCCACUUCUACGCCUCCCGCGACACCUCCAAUCCCAUACCCGGCGCCCCUUCCCGUGGCCUCUGCGAGCAGCCUCAGUGUGGACAGCCAGCCCACAAUAUGCGGCAUGCCAUUGAAAUACGUCUCUCUGGUCACGCUCGCAGUCCAGAAUGCUGCAUUGUCGAUCGUGAUGCACUAUUCGCGCGUGUCGACCCCUGCUGCACAGUCGUACUCGCCCGCGUCUGCGGUGCUGCUCAACGAGCUGCUCAAGGGUUCGAUAUCCUUCGUCGUCGCGUUCCUCCGGGUAGCAGAUGCUUCAGACGCAUCAGGGCGGGGGCUGAUGGGCUGGUGGUCAUCACUCCGAAGGGUAUGUCGCGAAAUAUUCAGCCCUGACUGCUGGAAGCUGUCGAUUCCGGCAAUCCUCUACGUCGUCCAGAAUUCCCUGCAGUUCGUCGCGAUCAGCAACCUCCCAGUCGCGACAUUCCAGGUGACCUACCAGAUGAAGAUUCUCACCACGGCUGCGUUUUCGGUUAUGCUUCUCCGCAAGAAGCUCACCUCGACAAAAUGGCUGUCGCUGUUCUUUCUGGCCAUUGGGGUGGGGAUUGUGCAGAUCCAGUCAGGUAGCACUAACCACAUCCCGGUGCGGCACAGCAUGCCUGUUGGAAGUGCACACGAGUCCGCACCACUCCAUAUUCACAUUAUGAGCCCUCUCAAGGGUUUUGGCGCUGUAACCGCGGCAUGCUUUACGUCGGGUCUUGCCGGCGUCUACUUCGAGAUGGUACUCAAGAAUUCGAAGGCUGACCUAUGGGUCCGCAACGUGCAGUUGUCAUUAUUCUCAUUGGUCCCCGCGGUCCUCCCCAUCUUCUGGGAGUCAUCGCCGACAUAUGCUCGUGACGGCAUCAUCUCCGGCCUUUUUCGGAAUUUCGGCGGAUGGGCGUGGGCGACAGUCAUGGUCCAGGUCUUUGGAGGGCUCGUUACCGCCAUCGUCAUCAAAUAUUCGGACAAUAUUCUGAAGGGCUUCGCAACAAGUCUGUCCAUCGUCCUCUCCUUCCUUGCGUCGGUUGCGUUAUUCGGGUUCCGCAUUACGCCUUCGUUCCUCAUCGGGUCAACCACCGUGCUGGUAGCAACGUGGAUGUACAACCAACCCCCGGGAAAGGAGCUCGUGGGCAUUACCAGCGUUAUGCCUGUCAUUCCUGCGAAGUCGACCAAUCCUUCAUUCACACCCGUCAGCCCUAAUGCACCCAUCCUCGGCCACUUCCCGUCACCGAAGAAGUCGUCAUCGCCUUUCGGCAGCCCACGGACUUUGGCGAACACGCUGGGUCUAACGGACGAGAAGGAUGCGGAGAACCCAUUUGGUCAGAUACAGGAUACGCCGCGGUACCUGAGCGCGCCAUACGGCUCGCCGUACCCCUCGCGUACGCCCUCUCCGAUCACCACACCACCGUAUCCCCCCUCGCGCAACGGUUCGCAGACGAGCCUUGCGUCCUCGCGCUGGCAGCAAUGA
Messenger RNA from Postia placenta MAD-698-R-SB12, 1587 nucleotides. RefSeq lists its product as hypothetical. The record is from RefSeq and is a predicted model, not a curated record. Gene Ontology annotation, cellular component: Golgi membrane. Gene Ontology annotation, biological process: pyrimidine nucleotide-sugar transmembrane transport. The transcript has 2 exons. Bases 1 to 1587 code for a protein of 528 amino acids. Gene Ontology annotation, molecular function: UDP-galactose transmembrane transporter activity. Lineage: Eukaryota; Fungi; Basidiomycota; Agaricomycetes; Polyporales; Adustoporiaceae.